This is a messenger RNA of Lampris incognitus (smalleye Pacific opah), 1977 nucleotides long. It is a transcript of the gene dcst2, whose product is annotated as DC-STAMP domain containing 2. The transcript has 14 exons. Lineage: Eukaryota; Metazoa; Chordata; Actinopteri; Lampriformes; Lampridae. The coding region runs from base 1 to 1977 and encodes 658 amino acids. The record is from RefSeq and is a predicted model, not a curated record. Gene Ontology annotation, cellular component: membrane.
AUGGACCAUUUCCGAAGGUGGAGGGUGGGGCGUCGAAAGGUCAGAGGUCAUCUGCUUGAGGCGUUGAGGAGUUUAGGUGCAUUUUGUCUUGGUUUGCUCCUGGCGUCUUCCUAUGGCGUCACGGCAUUCUUCCUCCAGAAACACGAGCUCUGGUUCUGCGUCUACUCCACGCUGGCCAUCGCAACACUGGCAGCAUUUGGCAUGGGCCUGUCAGCCAGCGUGAGGACCACCGCCAUGCUGAUGUUCCCUACGCUCUGCUCAGAAAAGGGGCGCAGACUGGUUCUGUUCCUGGUUCUGUCAGUGCUGCUGGCCGGACCACUCACCAACACAAUGGAAAACUUCGAGCGAGCCGCCGACAGCGUGCUCUGUGGGGCAGAGCUAGCCAGAAACCACACCCAGGAACUAAUGAGGCGGGCAGCCACACCCCUCCUCCCUGUCCUGGACAGCAUCCGAGAGAUGACCAGCAAUGCCUACGCGUUGGCAGGAAGAGUCCACAACUUGAUCAAUGCUUUGACCGAGAACGUCCGCCACGUUGCUCGCACUCUGAGGAACGUCAUUCACUUUCUGGUCGACAUUGGUGAUGUGUGCAACGCCAAGCUGGGCACGCCGCACCGGAAGUGCACUGCAGUUUUUGAUGAGGCCAGGGAGGACUGCACCGAGCUCCUGGGGAUUUUCAACUUCCUGUGUGACAUUGUGGAGGGAUUCCGCCCCCUCUGUGGUCUGGCUCGUGUUGUCCAGCUCUUCUGUGUCAUCCCCUCCUACAUCGCCUCACACCUCAGAAAACGACUGGCUGCUCCAACAGUUGCAGCAUUUGAGCGCAUGAAGCAAGAGUUUGAGUUCAACAUCUCUGCUUCGAUGACCUUUGACCUGGAUGUGAACAGCAGCCGCUCUCUGCAACAGGCCUCCCAGGAGAUCAUGGAGGAGGUUUCGUCUGAGCUGGGGAGGUUCCAGGCGCUAAGGACACCGCUGGCCUGGGGAAGCCUGCUGCUCCUGGCCGUCUCCUUCCUACAAGCCCUGCGGUACAGGCGGCGGUAUCUCUCUCAGGAUGACUUUGACAACAUUUACCUCAGCGAAGAGUUUGUGAAUUUGGAUCAGCGCCGAGCUGCAGAGCAUCAGGACACCGUUCUUCCUCUCACCCGCCGAGAAACAUCAACCUACAUAAGCCCACUGUCGCCCACCCUUACACCAGGCGAGCGGCGGACGGCGGCUCUCAGCGCCAUCACUGUGCUCAGACACAUGACCCUGGGUGGCCUGUUGGUGGCACAGGAUCUGCUGGUCUUCUGGAUGCUGGAGCUCGUGUACCAACAAGUGCAGGGAGGUCUCAUUGCCCGGGCCCCUGUCAUAGUGGAAGUGCAGGUGAAUGGCAGCGGUUAUGCAUCAGACAUUUUGAAGGACGUUGUGUCUUCCUUUAACAUCCUGCAGAGUGGAAACAUCACCAUCCUCAGUAAGAAAUGUCUCCUGGAGCCCUCGGAGCCAAACUACACAGGAUAUGUCAUCAUAGGUUUCCUGUAUGGCCUGGCUUUACUCCUGGCUCUGAUAGGAGGUUACAUCCAGCGCUGCCGGAGGCUGAUCUGUGCCACAUACUAUCCGAGAAGAGAACAGGAGAGGAUCCAGUUCCUUCACAACCACAUCCUGAGCCAGAGGAGGUGUUUGGGGACAGCUCUACAGAUGUCUGUGACCAGGAGCCAAGCUGAUGGAGGAGGUGCAGGGGGUAGAGGCUGGCUCCUCACACUCCUGCAGUGGGUUCCUGGAGGCUCCUACCUGUCGGACCUCCUGGGCAUGUCGGCUGUUACCUGUGGGAUUUGUGGAGAGACGAGGGAGGAGAGACACCAGCUGCCCUGUCUCGACCCACAGUGUAAAGCUGAUGUCCCGGAACCGGCUGACAAUCAGAACCAGGGACAUGAAACACGCUGCGAAGUGGCUUUCAGACAUAAGCUUACGCCAAUGACUAUGCGGACACUAUUCCCACCCACUUGA